This is a messenger RNA of Eucalyptus grandis, 1275 nucleotides long. RefSeq names its product ankyrin repeat-containing protein BDA1-like. The record is from RefSeq and is a predicted model, not a curated record. Lineage: Eukaryota; Viridiplantae; Streptophyta; Magnoliopsida; Myrtales; Myrtaceae. Gene Ontology annotation, molecular function: protein binding. The transcript is spliced from 5 exons. The coding region runs from base 1 to 1275 and encodes 424 amino acids.
AUGGAGCAAAGGUUGCUAGAAGCAGCUCGAAAGGGCAAUAUUGAUGAGCUGAAUGACUUGAUCGGAAGCAAUGGGCUGAUCCUUGGAGAGAUGUUUGCAAAAAAAGUGAAUGCGGAUGGUUUUAGUCCACUGAACAUCGCGGCAGCUCGAAGUGAUGUUGAGAUCGCGAGGGAGCUCUUGGGAGUGGGUCCACACCUGUGCUCCAUGAAGGGAUGGGAGAGAAGAAUCCCUUUGCAUUAUGCCAUCAUAAAUGGGGAGCUCGAUGUCAUGAAGGUACUACUCUCUGCUUCUCUUGAGUCUAUUGAAGAGACAACCGCUAGGGAGGAGAUGGUGCUUCACCUCGCCGUGAAGAACAACCGGUUUGAAGCAGUUGUUGUGUUAGUGGAGCAUCUGAAGCAGCAUAGAAGGAGCAGGUCAUCAAUCGGCAGGAUAACAAAGGUGGUUAACUUCAUGCUUUUUGGUUCUGCUCUGGAGUUCGGAAUCGUGGAGAUGAACACCUUGAACAAGAGUGGCUUAACCCCUCUCGAUGUCUCAUAUCACCUAGAUCGAGAUAUUAGAGAAAUCCUCAUGCAGGCAGGAGCCAAACACGGACAAUCCAACUUGCCCUCUUCAGAAAUAGUCCUGGCGGUUGGUGACCAAGAUAAUAAUGAGAGAGCUACCAGCUAUCAAUCAGUUAUGAAACCUGCAGUUGAAAAUGAUCAUCCACAAUCAAAAGAUUCGAACCAAGGACAAAAGCCUUUGGACGAUAAACGCAGUGACCUCCUGGUUGUAGCCGUGCUCAUAGUACGUGAAGGGAAGAGAGGGGAGACGGUGCUUCACCUUGCCGUGAAGAACAACCGCUUUGACAUAGUCGUUGUGUUGGUGGAGCAUCUGAAGCAGAACGAGAAGGAGCAGGUGAUCAAUUGGAAGGACCACAAAGGCAACACCGUCUUGCAUCUCGCGGCUGCCGUAAAAAAUUUCGAGGUGGUUGACUUCAUGCUUAAGUAUGAGACUGUGGAGGUGAACGCCUCGAACGAGAGGGGCUUGACGCCUCUUGAUCUCUCAACUCUUUUGCAAAGAGGAUCUGGAGAUAGAGAGAUCACAAAAAUUCUCGCCCGAGCUAGAGCCACGCACGAAAAAGGAAGAUCAAACUCACCCGCUUCAUUAUCAUUCUCAGUGGACAACAACGAUAUCGAGGGAGCUAACAGUCAUCAAUCAAAUGGGGAAUCAAUCACAAAUGCUCCUCAAUCAUUAACACAAUCGACAUGGAAAAAUCUGAACAAAGAAAAGGAGUAG